Molecule: messenger RNA, 1067 nt
Organism: Pogonomyrmex barbatus (red harvester ant)
Lineage: Eukaryota; Metazoa; Arthropoda; Insecta; Hymenoptera; Formicidae
Gene: Snx3
Product: sorting nexin 3
Biological process (GO): endocytic recycling; late endosome to Golgi transport
Cellular component (GO): retromer complex; early endosome membrane
Molecular function (GO): phosphatidylinositol-3-phosphate binding
Source: RefSeq, a predicted model, not a curated record
GCGUGAAAUAUUAACCUAAAGCACCUACGGGCGACAUAUGGAUUUAUGUUAUAUGAUAUAUAUGAUACUCGGAGUAACGUUUGGUAGUGUGCGACGUAGUGCGGUGUGGCGAGAGAAAAAGAGUUGGACGACGUAAGAGUGAGAGAGAGAGAAACAAAUUGUGUCAAGUUACUAAGCGCUGUCAUUUGUGGCGGUGCUUCGUUAUACAUUGUUAGCCGCUGCAUAUCGGUGUUUUCAAGUCUAGAAGUGAACCUUACGGAAACAGAUAUUUAAUUGAAAGUGUAAUUGAAAUGGCGGACACAACUGUAGACGCAACGCGGCGAUUAAAUGUAAAAAAACAAACACUAGACGACGCAUACGCGGCGCCAGCUAAUUUCCUUGAAAUCGAUGUGAUUAAUCCGAUCACACACGGCGUCGGCAAGAAACGAUAUACCGAUUACGAAGUUCGUAUGAGGACAAAUUUGCCAGUCUUUAAAGUAAAGGACUCGACAGUCAGAAGACGAUACAGCGAUUUUGAAUGGUUGAGGAAUGAAUUGGAAAGAGAUAGUAAGAUCGUGGUACCACCUUUACCAGGGAAAGCAUGGAAACGUCAAAUGCCUUUUCGUGGAGAUGAUGGAAUAUUUGAAGAAGAUUUUAUUGAAGAUCGAAGAAAAGGCUUGGAAGUUUUUGUUAACAAAAUAGCUGGACACCCUUUGGCACAGAACGAAAGAUGUUUACAUAUGUUUCUGCAGGAACCGGUAAUAGAUAAGAACUAUGUACCUGGAAAAAUACGUAAUACAUAAGUCGUCAUAAAAAAAAAGCAUCGCAAAUAUCUUUUCCACUAAGCUAUCAUAUUCGAAAUUUCGCGGUUUCAUUAUAUUGACAUCUUAUUUGAAAAUCACAAAUAUUCUAUUUUCUUGCAAAAGUUAAGUAAACUUGUAGAUAUCAGGGUCAGAUCGGAACGCUUAUUUGGAAAUCCAUUUCUAGCUUACUCUAAAUAUCGUUACUCAAAAAAUAUAAUUAAGUAUCUUUAUAAGGAAACAAAUAAAUGGUAAAUUGGCAAAAUCAUUCAUGUUAUUAGGUUGAUU